UCUAGGAUUAUCCCAUGGAAUCUCCUGGAGCUCUCCAGGUUCUCCAGAUGCUUCCUGGUGAAUGUCCCAGAGCUCUUCUGAUUCUCUAGGAUUUUCCCAAGGAAUUUCCCAGUUCUCCAGGAUUAUCCCAUGGAAUUUCCUGGAGUUCUCCUGGUUCUCCAGGAUUUUCCCAUGGAAUUUCCUGGUUCUCCAGGAUUAUCCCAUGGAAUCUCCCGGUUCUCCAGGAUUAUCCCAUGGAAUUUCCUGGUGCUCCAGGUUUUCCCAUUGGAUUUCCUGGCACUCCAGGAUUUUCCCAUGGAAUUUCCUGGUUCUCCAGGAUUAUCCCAUGGAACUUCCCAGUUCUCCAGCUUUUUCCCAUGGAAUUUCCUGGAGCUCUCUCCCUUCUCCAUCUCCUCUGGGAUCCAUUCCCUCCCUCCCCUCCCCCAUCCCCUCCCGAUAAAUCCACCCGGAAUUCUUUGGGAAAAUCCCAUUUUUUUCCGUGUUUUCCGCAGGGGCUCCGGGCCGGUGCUGCCGCUGAUCCUGGCCAGGUUUUACCCGGAGCUCUCGGUGCUUUACCUGCUCCAGCACCAGCGCCAGGAUGAGCUCUACAGCCAAGGAAUCCGGGAGCUGAGCCAAUUCCCGGAUUUCCAGCUCCUGGAAUUCCUGGGAGUGCAGAAGCACCUUUGGCCUCUCCAGGAUCCGAUCCCGAGCCGGAGCCAGGAUUUUUGCUGUUUCCGAGCGGCCACCGAGCGGCUCCAGAGGCUCCUGUGAGACCCCAAUUCCCGGGAUUUGGGGAAUUUGGGGAUUUGGGGAAUUUUGGGAUUUGGGAUUUUGGG
Molecule: messenger RNA, 815 nt
Organism: Parus major (Great Tit)
Lineage: Eukaryota; Metazoa; Chordata; Aves; Passeriformes; Paridae
Exons: 3
Coding region: 130-750 (206 amino acids)
Source: RefSeq, a predicted model, not a curated record